UAGGAGGUGCUUCGAUGCCUGUUCGGCUCGCUUCCAUCUCGCGGUUCGCGUUCACGGUAUAGCCGUAUAUGUAAGAUACGGUGCGUGUAUACGUCGCACGUGUACACAUAUACACACACCCAUAUAACAUACGUAACACUCACGCGCACACGGACACGUAAAAAUACAUAUGUGCGUUUCGUAUUGUGAUACGAGUCGAGUGGCCGAGCGUGCAUGUGCCGGGAGCACUGCUGGAUGUACGUGAUCGGCUGGACGCGUCGCUGAUCGCCGUUUCUGACCUCUCUCUUUCUCUGUUUCUCUUUCUCUUUUUCUCCUCUCUCUUUCUUUUCCUUUUAUUCUUCUCUCCUCUCCUCGCGUAUCUCCUUUUUCCUUCUUCUCUCCCCCGUCUUCCUCGUCCUCCAUCUCCUUCUCACGAACGCACCAAAUGUUCGCGCCGCAUGCACCGAGUGCCCGCAGCACCGCCGCCGCUCGCUUUCGUCGCCGUCGUCGUGCCGUCUGACGGCGCGUCCGCCGUUCGGCAAACGAUCACCGCGUUCCGAUACGGUGGAUGACUCCACCAGGAACGAAUUAGUAAAAGAAGACGACGAAUAAGAAGAAGGGAAGAGGUAUAAGGACACAGGAGGUACAGAGUGAAAGAGAGAGGGGACGAUUUUCACGAACACGCUCGCGAAACAUCCUUUUGUCGCGCGCGCGGAUUUCCCUUGCGGAUUUUUCCUUCAGGUUUUCAUCUCUCUUUCUCUCUCUCUCUCUCUCGCUCUCGCUCUCUCCAUCGCGUCCGGGGCCAUUUUGCCAAAAUGAAAAUAACACCGCGAGCCACUUUUCGCGGAUACCCCGCGUCCGCGGUUCUGCUCGCUAUCCUCGUCUGGUGCCACUGCGUGUGCUCGAUCGCACACGCAAGAUCGCACCGCUUAAAGACGACGUCCAACGGCACCGAACUCGUCGUCGACUGCGAGCUGGUCAGGCCGUUCUUCAGCACCAAGAACUUCACGCUCGAGCCGGCCGCCGCGGACUCUCUGAGGACGACAUGCGGCGGCAAGUGCUGCGGCGAAGAGAUGGAGAAGCGUCUGAAGCAACAAGCCCAUGUGGACUUCCACAAUCUGAUCCAUCAUCACAGUAGAAGUCUGCAAGGCCUCCUCGCCACCACCGCUGACGCUCUCAGAGAGACGGUGAUCGUGUUGCUGCGGAGGUCGGAGAACAAGACACUGGUCAUGUUCGAUCAAGUGUACCGCUCGAUGGCGGUGCAGAGCAGAUCGUCAAUCCGGGCGCUCUACCAGGCGAUGAUGGACUACGUGUCGCCGGCCAACACCCCGGACAAUCUGCAGCAGCCGUUGACGCGAGAAACGCUGCAGGAGCGGAUCAGCCAAUUCUUCACGCGGCUCUUCCCGAUCGCCUAUCAUUACGCCAUUAAUCCGCAUCAGGAUCGGCAGGACUUCACCGACAAGUUUAAAUCCUGCCUGUAUGAGAGGAUCGACGACAUACAACCGUUCGGUGACACGCCGCAGGAGAUAUUUAAGAAGAUCGGCAAGAGCCUGGAGGCUACCAGGAUUCUCGUGCAGGCGUUGACACUCGGUAAAACUGUCCUCGACAAGACUGACAACGUGUUAUUUGCUACCAGCAACGGUAACAGUCUUCAGCAGGAGGCCUGUUACGAUGCCCUGCUUAGGAUGACUUAUUGUCCGAAAUGCAAGGGAAUCAAUGAGGCUGUAAGUCCCUGCAGCGGAUUCUGCACAAACGUGGUGAGAGGCUGCCUGACGGAGCCGGCAUCCGAACUGGAUCUCGCGUGGUCCGGUUACGUGGAGGCGGUCGAGAGGCUCGUCGCGGCGGUGAGCGGCAACACCGAUUACCACGGUUUGAACGUCAGGAUCGCCGUCAGGGAGUUGGACUCCCGCAUUUCGGAUGCCAUCAUGCACGCAAUGGAAGACGGUCCGCGGCUCGAGGAGAAGGUGAGAAAGGUGUGUGGUCGUUCGGAGUUGCUAUCGCCCGAUAGCGAGAAAAGCCCAGUGUCCUCGGAUGCAGCUGCGAAAUCGUCCACGUCGUCCACUGGCGAGGUGCAUACAGCUGCAUCGUCGUUACCAUCUCACGCACAAGACAGCGUGCUGAACAAGUUGCACAAGCAGCUGGUUAACUUCCUGGCGAGCGUCCUCAGGUCCCGCAUCUUCUACGGCACAUUAGCGGACGCGAUCUGCGAGGAGUAUCCCGACAAACACUGCUGGAACGGCGAACGUGUCGGAGAAUAUACGAAAACCGUGGUGGAUUCCAGUCUGAACGCUCAAAGAUACAAUCCUGAAUUCACGAUAACGAUGUCGACGACGCCAGCUAGCUACUCCGGCAAUACGAACACCAGCGCGCUCAUUGACCAAUUGAGGCACAUUAAUCAGUUGGUGCAGUCCCAAUUGUCGUCCGACAUUGGACCAGAUGCCUUUCUGGCCGACGAGGCCUUGGACGGCUCCGGAAGCGGGGACAGCCCGGUUUGGAGGCAGCACGGAAACGGUGAGAUCGAUGACGACGAGGACGGCCACGAUCGCGACGAUGACGACGAGGCCUCCGGCUCCGGAAUGGGUCCCACCACGAUAGACCCGUCGAUGAAGACUCAUCCGAAUGGUCCGCUCCACGAUGGGUCGUCAACGAUCUUGUUAUCAUUCGCGGCCCUCGCUAUCGUCUGUGCAUCGCUUAUCGCUUAAUCGGUUACAUCGCCAAGAGGGUAUGAUUUCGAUCGCGAUUCACGGCCAACGUAGACAAGGCAUAGAUAAGAAGAGUUAAACUAGUUUCGCGAUCGGAGGAUUGUUAGCAGGUCGGAUCCUAUCCACUUUUCACACGGGAUUCUUCCGGCGUGCGUGAAUGCCGAUGAGCAGUCUCGUAAGGAGAUUCACGGGUGAGCUUCCGCCUGCCGGAAUCGCGUACAAGCGAUGCCGUUGAUAAUUUAUCGAUGGCGUGUUGGGCAGCGAAGCGAACUGUUCCUGCCGCGAUCCCGCUGGAAGGACGCCGCGGUUCUCAGUGAUAUAUAUCGGUAUGCGAGAAGCGCGCGCGCGCGCGCGUGUGUGUGUGUGUGUGUGGGUGUGUGUGUGUGUGUGUGUGUGCGCGCGUGUGUGUGAGGGGCGGUUUGUAAAAGUAUACGAUGGGGAGAAAGGGAAAGAGAGAAAAGAGCGUACGGCAAAGUGGAAAGAAGUGAUAGGCGAACCGAGUCUGAGACGUCGCGCUCAUAAAACGGGAUGAUAAAUUUCGCGAUGUUUUCCAGGUGCAGUUUUUCGAUAGGAAUGUUAGUUUCUUUUUCUUAUUUUUCGCGUAUCAAUUUUACGCAGAUAGUUCGCGAAACUGGAGCGCGUGAUGCUUGCCUCGGUAAAACGCGAAAUUAACGCUUUUAAAAUGCAAACGUGACUCUUCCCAAAAGUUAUAUUCAGGAGAGGAAAGGUUCUAUUAAGUUUUGUAAUUUUUACGAGAUGCGCAGCGCGCAUUUAUGCUUUUUGUUUAAAGGGACAGUUAUUGACUGUUUUGAUCGAGUAGAAUAUUAUAAAUCUCGCUAGGAAUACUGCAGUGAAAUUAUCGCCGCCAGAAUCGAGGUUUAAAGGAAGGUCGGUAUUUUGUGUGUGCAUGUUAUAUAUAUAUUUUUAGUAAAUUUUCAAAAUUCACGAUUUUAUUUAUCGCGAAAAAACGAAAUUAUUAGUGAGACGUAUUGGAUUAACUUUGCUCAAAAAUGCCGCGAGCGAUGAGGCAAAUUAUUGAAAGUGCGAAUCGCGCGCGAUAUAAGUCGUUAGCCAAAAGGGUAUCAUAUAGAGUAUCACAUAUCUGUUUAAAAAUGCCAUGUACACCCGUUAUCUCACCCGACUGGCUUCAUGUGGGACUCGAGUCGAAAUGUAUAAGGCCUAAGAGAGAAAAGUUUCCGUCAAACUGAGCGUACUCGCGCCGAGUGUUAGUAUUACAUAAGAAUGCAGGAUGGUGUCGCAGAAGCCAAUAUCGAUCGCCGGCUCCAGGGAGGACAAAACUUCCGAUCCGAAGGUCGACGAGUCCGCUGUCCGACUCCGUUUGUCUUUCGCGAGAGGGGAAAAGUGUGUCGCGCGCGACUCUGAGAAAUGGCUUCGAGGAGCGUCAUCUCCUCUUUGUUAUAUCGGGUGUAUAUUUUGUUAGUCUUGAAUUGAAUUAUAAAACGCAUGAUUCGCUGGGGAAGCGCUUAAAAAAAGACUGUGAUUGCGGAGGAGAUUUGUAGAGGGAAAGAGAGAGCUGCUAGUGCGCUGAUAAUUCUGAUAGAUAAACUUCGCACGGAAGGAAUGAUUUGGCUGAAAAAUUUAAAAUUUUGCUGGAUGUGAGAAUAAUUUUGUUGGACCAUCAAAAUAAUUGCUGGAAAUGAAUUGAACUGUGACAAGCAAUGCAAAAAGUUUUGAUAUUCUAGCAACCAGUUUGAGUUUCUAACAAAAUUAUUUUGAUGCUCCAACAGAAUUAUUUUAAGAUCUGUAUCCGGCAAAAUUUUUGAUCUUUCAGCAAAAUCGCUCCUCCCAUGCGGUGAAAAACCCUGCAUUUUCGCCUUUAUAUAAGACAGCACUAAACAUCAAGCACCAAACGUUGUUCGAUCUGUCAGAUACAGGAUGAUCAAUCGUGUUAGUUUAAUAUAGAAAGAUAUUAUCUACUUUUGAAGUAAAUUUCUUUUGUUAAUUACAAGGAUAGAAUGCGUGUAGGAAAGAUCACGCGUUCGAAAGUGUUCACAAAGGCGUCUGCAAUACGUCCAAAAUCUUUAAUUUAUCUUGUUUCUUUUUUGUAUUCAAUUUUACGGUUA
Trachymyrmex septentrionalis is the source of this 4765-nucleotide messenger RNA. RefSeq names its product division abnormally delayed protein (gene dally). The transcript is spliced from 8 exons. Gene Ontology annotation, cellular component: plasma membrane; extracellular region; cell surface. The record is from RefSeq and is a predicted model, not a curated record. Gene Ontology annotation, biological process: cell migration; regulation of protein localization to membrane; positive regulation of canonical Wnt signaling pathway. Lineage: Eukaryota; Metazoa; Arthropoda; Insecta; Hymenoptera; Formicidae. The coding region runs from base 795 to 2681 and encodes 628 amino acids.